AUGAAUGUUACCAUGAACGUUUCGGAGGCCCUAAAUGGGUCUUUAGGCCUGCUCACUUCGGCAAGCCCAGUGGGAGGGGACGACUGGUCGGCCAGUGAUGUGCUGGAUCUCUCCAAUGACAACACCUUAGAAAAUUUCAUAGAGUUUCAGAUCGCUAACGGAAUAGAUUACUAUUUCUCCCCAGUCUGUUCGGCCGUCGGGAUUCUUGGUAACAUGUGGGCGUUCGCCAUUUUACUCACGCCUUCAAUGCGCAAGUCCACCACGUGCCAGUACAUGGCCGCCUUGGCAAUUGCUGAUUCGCUCAUCCUCGUUUACAACGUCCUCUUUUUGAUCCGAAAGUUCCCUGGAUUGGAUUUUUUCAAUCCGUGGACUUGUAAGCUAUUGUUUUUCGCUUUCUACUACACAAUUCAUUUUGACGUAGGAGUUAUGAUGGCAAUGACAAUUGAGAAGUAUCUAGCGGUGAAAUUUCCCCUUCAAGCUGCCUCGUGGAAACCACGGACGAAACUCGUCAUUGGCCUUAUAGCUCUGGCCUGCUUAGUCCUUGAUUUUCACAGCUUGAUCACCCGAGGAAUGGUGGUAGACCCUAACACAGGAGUCGAAGGUUGCCUUCCCACCAACCCCGCAAACAAGUUCUUUCUCUUUCUGGUCUGGCCGUGGAUUGACGCAGUCGUCUAUUGCUUUAUUCCACUCACCACUCUAUUCGUUCUUAACAUUCUCAUCAUCUAUACCGUAAAGAAGUCUCGCAAAAUGCGACAGCAGAUGAUGGAAAAUCCCGAGAACAGCGCGGCGACUAACAGCAGAGCCGACACAACAAAGGGCAGCAAAGAAAACCAGAUCACUCGGAUGUUGCUACUCGUGUCCUUCGCCUUUCUGAUUUUCGUCGGACCCAUGGCCAUCAUAAUCAUCGUGGAACGCCGCUUUGAUCUAUCCUCCACACCACACCAAGCCGCUAUCUACCAUCUAGCCAGAACCAUCAUGAAUAACCUGAUGUACACAAAUCACAGCCUCAACUUCCUCCUCUAUUGCCUGAGUGCAAAACGCUUCAGAGAGAAAUUUAUUUAUUUAUUUGAUUGGGUUGUGGGCAAUAAGACACAAGGUAACAGACUGGAGAAUACAUCUAGAACUGCAAUGAGAGUGUGA
Molecule: messenger RNA, 1140 nt
Organism: Liolophura sinensis
Lineage: Eukaryota; Metazoa; Mollusca; Polyplacophora; Chitonida; Chitonidae
Product: delta-type opioid receptor-like
Exons: 3
Coding region: 1-1140 (379 amino acids)
Biological process (GO): G protein-coupled receptor signaling pathway
Cellular component (GO): membrane
Molecular function (GO): G protein-coupled receptor activity
Source: RefSeq, a predicted model, not a curated record